ACCACAGAGAGAUCGUGAGUACAUCUUUGGCGUUGUUCAAUAAGAAAAUAUGGACUUGUGUUGAAUUACGCAGUUAAUGAGGAGCAGACAGGCGGCCUCAGUCCUUUUUGGGUGGUAUUUUCAGUGCCAGCAGAAGAUGAAAACACAGCAGGUGAGUGUGGGUUGAUGCUGUCCCCAUCACAAGUGCCAUAGAUGGUCACUUCUCUGAGAGAGGAAUGGAGGGGCUGUGACAGACGCAGUCCCUUCGGCUGCUGCUGGUGCUCCCCUCCUGCCAACAGAAGACAUCUCCCAGCUGACCCUGUGUGCAUCACUGCGGGGUGAGGGUCCUUCACACCUCAUAGAAGUCUGUUGGUCGCUUCUGCCUGCUCUACAGCUGCUGCUCAGCCUUGCAGGCAUCAGAGGGCAUGGGAAAUGGGGCUGCAGUGCUGGCGGAUGGGAGCUGCAGCGUGCAUGCCCCGGUGUUGGCAGCCCUAUGCAUUGCCAGUGCUUGAGUUUGGUUUUGGGAUGUUUUUUAGAGAGAUGAAAAGUGUGCCCAGUUCAGCCAGUGAUGGGAAAGCUGUUGUCGGUACUGCGGAACACUUUGCUGUAGAAAUCUGAAAAUAUCAAAGACCACACUGUGCUGCUGGAGCUCUGUAGGUUAAAAUGUGCUGUAACAUUUCAGGGUCUUUCGGUAGUAUUUGAAAGUGAUAAAGCAGUGGUCUCAGCAGAAGGCAAGCAGAUGUCUCGGCUGGCUCGUCCCGACAGUCCUGCCAUUCACUCAGCAAUGACCUUUACCCAGGUCACCUUAUCUUCCUUGCAACUCAACUGGAUCGUUAUAAGGGGCACCAAUGUGACAUUCUUUUGAAAUGGGUUCAAAAUCUGCCCUCUGUGGGCAGAGGGAAGCACUGUGCCUGCAGACCUGCUCAGAGGUUGUCAGGGUGCUCGGGCCGUAGCUCAAGUCAUUAGGAUUAGUUCAUAAAGCCCCUCGUAAUCCACAUCUUAAGAAUCUGAAAGGUCACUUGUGGUCCAGUAAUCCCGAGUAGUGAACGGGAAGAAUUAGUGGUGAUUGUUUUGAUCCUAAACCACCUCUUAAGAUAAAUGCUGGCCUCUGCCCCAAAAGCAUAUGUGUGUUAUUUCGGUGGGGUCCCAGAGGCUGUGCCAGAAGUGAGCAGCUGGGCUGUCACACAACAUGACACAGCACAGAGUGUUUAAGCAAUCGUUUUAACAUUGGAAGGGAUGACCAGGAGGAUGCGUGUGCUCACCUGUAGCCGUUGUGUUGCACCUGCUCAGCACCAGGAUCCCCACACCCUCCCCAAAACCUCCCAGUGUGGUGCCAACCAGAGGAGCAAAGGGAGCUCUGGUGCUGGGACAGUGGGCUGGGAUCCUCCUGUGGUGCUGGAGAGAAGUGGCACAUCUGUCCAGGGUGCAGAGCAGGUGCCAGGCGGUGAUGCUGUGGAUGCAGUUUUCUGUGUGCCCUGAGGGCCUGGCUUGCUGUGAUGUAUGGAUACAUCAGUGCUGGUGGUGUCAGGGCACGUGCAUGUGGCAGGAGGGUUGGAGGUUCAUGAUCCUUGAGGUCCCUUCCAACCCACUCUGUGAUUCUGUGGAAGGGAUCACUGCGCAGUGGAACUGCAUGGGAGCGCCUGGCUUUGCCCCGCAGAGUGAUGCUGGCACGCUGUCCUUGCCGUGUUCCAUCAGGGGGUCCCUGGGGGCCACCCAGCCCUUACUGUGGGAGGGAAAAGCAGAGGGAAGGAGAUUAAAAGAUUUGCCAGCAGCAGCAAGCAGUCAGCGGCUGGGCUGGGAAUAGAAACCACACUCCUGGUUUCCACUCCCUGAACCUGGCUGCCAGACUGUAUUAGUAAUGCAAAUGCAAAUACAGAGAAACGAACGUUUCCUUUUGCAAACCCGCCCUGCUCACAGGUUGUCCCUUUGAGUCGGGGCUGCUUGCAGUGAGGUGACACGCAGCACCCAGCAGUGCAGGCCCUCGUGUCCGUGCUGACACAGCAGCGCUCAGUAGGGCAGGCUGCUGCUCGGAGCGCUGCCAUCGCUGUGUUUAAGGAAGCCCGAAGGGAUGCGGUGGUGAUAGCCAUCAAUAGACCUUUGUGUUCCCCAAAAUGUUCCCUCUCACUGCAUGCCACAGGCUCGGGGUUGGCAGCUUGGGAGCAGGCUGGCAUUUUAACUAGUAGGUAUUGCGUUUGUGGGUGGUGGUGAGUCAGACACAAAUGAGAUGUGCAGCAGAACGGGGCCGAGGGGCGGGCAGUGCCAUCGAUGGUCUCGUGCCUUUGGGUUUGUGCUCGCUUUAGUUCUGUUCCCACAUUGCUCCUCUAUGUCGUAAACAAGCAACAGGAUCAAAAAGUAAAAGCGGCGUGUGGAUGCCACCCAACCAAAAGUCAGAGCAACUUCACGGGAGGAACAGCGUUUGGAAACGCAGCACUGAAUCGUCCAAAUAGAGUCCAUGUUAAAGGCUCUUAGAGAAGCAGUUUGGGGGCAAUCUCUCUUUAAAGGAAGGGCAGCUGGUUGCCUCCAUGCUCGCAGGGCCGUGGUCAGGGCUGCGUUCUGCUGGUGUCACUUCCACAUGUCUUUGUAUCUCAUGUUUGUGUAUGGUGCAGAAAGGGCUGCAGGAGGGAAGGGGAUGUGCUCUGUAGUGGUUCUGUGCCAUAGGACAAAGGGUGAACAGUCUCAAACAGAAAGAAGGCAGAUUUAGAUUGGGUAUGAGGAAAAAGUUUUUUAUGAUACAGGCAGUGAGACAAUGGCACAGGGUGCCCAGAGAGGAUCUGUGCUAUUGUUACUGCUCAGGGCUCAAGCAGUGAGCUGUUCCCCUACCCCUUGCUGUGCAGUUACAGUGUGACACCCCCAAAAUGGGCCGUUGUGCCCCACUGCCCCUCACUGGCCCCAGGGCUGAGGCAGGAGAGCUCAGCUGCUGGCUCUGUCCUCUGUGUCAGACAGCAGCUAAUUGGGAAGGGCUCAGCCUCCAAAUGCUUUGCAAACACCAGGGUAAUGACUUCCUUUCCCAGCUCCAGACCCGUGGGUGGUUGGCACUCAGGGUAAGGGCUUCUCUUCCUGUGAUUCUCCUGUGCUGGAUGACCCUGCUUGACCCGGGGAAUUUGACUUUUCAAAAGGUUCGUUUACUCCUAGAUAAAGAUUAAUUUUCAUUUUAAUUUUUAACCUAAAUCUCAUGGGAAUGUGUUUUUGCAUUCCAUCCAAGAUGCUGUUAUCAGUGCCCAGCUCUGCCCCCUCUAUGGCUUGCUUCACCUACGAGGUAAUGAGUAACCCCCCUUCCUCUGCUGGGCUGGGACCAGUGCUGGGCUCCACGUGGUUCUGUGCCACAGUGUGAGGAGGUGCAGUUCCUACACCACGGAGCCCCAAGACCUUCCAGCAGUGAUGGUAGCAAUGCUGGGUCAGCCCCAGGGGAGCUGCAGCACAGCACAGCCCUCACAGCACAGCCCUCUGCCCCCAGUGCUCUGCCCAGAGCUGCACAGACAGCCGUUGUCCCCGUGGGGACACGCAGCUCUUCUCCAGACUCCCGGUCUCCUGCUCUCACCGCAGGAAAACGUUGUUGUGUGUAAUGAGGGCGGGUUUGGGAGGGAGCACUGCGGGGUGGGAGCCGUGCUUGGUCUCCUCUGUCUGGCAGCUCUCACUGCAGUCAGUGGGAGCAGCAGGCCUGGCGCACAGCCACGCAGCAGCUCUGCAAGACACACAGGUCUUGUGUCCCUUUUGGUGUGGAAAGAGGGGAAGUGGCACCAGGUGACACUGCACAGCCGCAGGAAGAAGUGCACCCCGUUCAUAAAAGCAGGACGCAUGGAAUUGAACCACAGCUUUGUGGUUUGCAGUGCUGAAUUCAUUUUUCACCAGCGUCUGCUCCAGCAGCAAGGAACACUGCCUGUCUCUGCAAUCCCUUGCAACUGGGGGGUCCCUGCAUAGGGAUGGACCUGGUGGUGCUGGGCAGCCCCCAGCCCUAAAUUCCCUGAGUGAGGCUGGGAAAGGGACUGGAAGCCCGAAGCAGAGCAGAGGAGCUGCAUGUGGCUGUGUGCUCAAUGGGUGUGAUGUGACGGCACAAGGUGUGCUGCAAGGCUGCCAAGGGAAGGAGGCGUCUGUAGGUAGAGCUUUAGGACAGCCCAGAUUCACUAAAUAGGAAGAGAUAAGGAACAGAGCUCCACAUCUGCAGAGGGAGGUAACAAGUGCAUCCCGAAUCUUUUGCAGAUUGUCUGGUUCUGUUUUUCUUCACUGGGAGAAAAUGCUUCGCUGGAGGGGGAAGCAGCUGGAAGGGGCUGUGUGCAGCUUCAUGCAUCCCCUGGAGCAAAUCAGUGCACUGCAGGACCUGCUGCACCUGUGCUGUGCUGUGCUGUGGGGUGGGUGCUGGCUGUGAAGGAUUAUUUGGGAUUGACAUUUGUAAGCUAUCGAAAGUGGACAGUGAAGAGCUGCUGGUGACCAGAGAUGAGGUUGGAUGAGACGAUGAAAGAGAUGGAGAGAGAGAAUAUAAAGAGAGAUUUCAUGAUUGCUGCCUAAUUGUGAAACAGGUGUGGGUCUGUCAGGUUCUGGACAAAUUAUUGCAGGCAGAAGAAUUGCAGUGAACCCAGUCAGCUCCAGAACCCUCACCUCCCCGCACUGUGUUCGGACUUUGCCUUUUGCAGACAAAAAUUCCCAAUUUUGUGAGGUAUGGGCGUGGAGGGAAGGAUUGUGCAAAGCCCAGCGGCAGCCCUGGCAUCAAAUACUCUCAAUAAAUACAAUGUGAGUGUCCUAAUCAACAACUCAGCAGAGUGCAGAAGGACAGACUCCUCCAGCAUGGCUGCCCUGCUGCCCCUGCUCAGCUGUGGGCUCUGCGCUGCGCUUUUCAUCGCUGCACUCCUCUGUGUUGUAAAAGGUUUUAAACAAUCAGCUUUAAAUUUGCCUCCUGGUCCGUUUCCUCUCCCCAUCAUCGGCAACCUGCACCUGCUGGACAUCAGGAGGCAGGACAGGUCUCUGAUGAAGAUUUCAGAGAAAUAUGGGCCAGUGUUCACUGUCCACCUGGGGAUGCAGCAGGCGGUGGUGCUGAGCGGCUACGAGGCAGUGAAGGAUGCACUUCUGAACACAGCAGAUGUGUUUGCAGACAGACCUGCUAUCCCCAUCUUCCAUCACAUCCAGCAUGGAAAUGGUGUGUUCUUCUCUUCCCAAGAGCUCUGGAAGACAACACGGAGGUUCACCUUGGCAGCUAUGCGGGAUCUGGGCAUGGGGAAGCGGCUUGCGGAAGAAAGGAUGCUCGAGGAGCUGCAGUUUCUCAUUGAGCUGAUCAAAUCUUUCCAAGGUGGGCCGUUCCGACUUCGGCUUUUGAACACAGCCCCCACUAACAUCACCUUUGCUAUACUAUUUGGGAGAAGGUUUGACUAUGGAGACCCAACGUUUGUCACUCUGCUACGACUCAUUGAUGAAGUUAUGCUCCUUCUUGGCUCCCCUUUCCUGCACCUAUUUAAUUUCUACCCGUUUCUUGGAUUUCUUCUCAAACCUCACAAGAUGAUACUGAAAAAAGUAGAAGAGGUGUGUGUGAUCCUAAAGAAACAUAUCCAGGAAAGCAAAGCAAAUAUUAAUGGAAACAACCUGAUGAGCUACAUCGAUGCACUGGUCUUCAAACAAGAGGAGGAUAAUAAAGGCAGCACCCUUUUUCAUGAUGCAAAUGUGUUGGCCUCUGCUCUUGACUUGCUCAUGGCUGGCACUGAAACAACAUCCACCACCCUGCAGUGGGCCGUCCUGCUGAUGAUGAAAUACCCUGAGAUUCAAAAAAAGGUGCAUGCAGAGAUUGAGCGCGUUCUUGGCCCUGACUGCCUGCCUACCUUUGAGGACCGGAAAAACAUGCCCUUCACCAACGCAGUCAUCCACGAGGUGCAGAGAUUUGUCACCCUUCUGCCACACGUUCCGCGCUGCACCUCUGCUGACACCCAUUUUAAAGGCUAUUUCAUACCCAAGGGAACAACAGUGAUUCCUCUGCUCUCCUCGGUGCUGCUGGAUAAAACACAGUGGGAGACGCCAGACGAAUUCAAUCCCAACCACUUCCUUGAUGCAGAUGGGAACUUUGUAAAGAAGAAAGCGUUCCUGCCCUUCUCCACAGGGCGGAGAAACUGCAUUGGAGAAAGCCUUGCCACUGUGGAGCUCUUCAUCUUCUUCACGGGCCUGAUGCAGAAGUUCACCUUUAAGCCUCCACCCGGGGUGAAGGAAUCAGAGCUGAACAUGACAGCAGAGGCCGGGUUCACCAUGCGGCCGUCCCCGCAGUGUGCCUGUGCUGUGCUGCGCCGUGAGCCACAGCCUCAUAGUGCACCACAACCCAUGUAGCUGUUCAACUGCUGCGGAGC
Molecule: messenger RNA, 6296 nt
Organism: Phasianus colchicus (ring-necked pheasant)
Lineage: Eukaryota; Metazoa; Chordata; Aves; Galliformes; Phasianidae
Product: cytochrome P450 2W1-like
Biological process (GO): xenobiotic metabolic process
Cellular component (GO): intracellular membrane-bounded organelle; cytoplasm
Molecular function (GO): oxidoreductase activity, acting on paired donors, with incorporation or reduction of molecular oxygen, reduced flavin or flavoprotein as one donor, and incorporation of one atom of oxygen; heme binding; iron ion binding
Source: RefSeq, a predicted model, not a curated record